GAUCACAGUAUUCCUGGAAAAACGCUGCUUCAGAUAUUUACUGCGUGUGGUUGAUCACUACGUCUACGGAGACCCCUCUCCUUAGGACGGACAAACACAAGAACCCAGGCUCUGGGCUUCACCUCAGCUCCUCCUCAUCCUCGACAUGGAGCCAUUGUUUCUCAUCUUCCUGCUAUUUCUGGAGGGAAAGACGGUGGAAUCUGCAGAGAAUGUGGGUGUGAGGCUGGUGAAUGGCGGCAGCCCAUGUGCCGGGAGAGUGGAGGUUUACCAAGGAGGAUACUGGGGCUCAGUGGAUGGCUAUAGCUAUGACUAUGGGUAUGUUCUGACCUGGGAUAUGAAGGCCGCGGCUGUGGUGUGUAAGGAGUUGGGAUGUGGAGCCGCGCUGUCAGCAUCAGCAGGAGCUCACUUUGGGGAAGGAUCAGGCUAUGUUGUGGCAUAUAAUAUUCGGUGCAAAGGGAGCGAGUCUGCUCUGAGGGAUUGUCCCUCAGUGACCUGGAAUCAUUAUUACCGGACACACUCCAAUGAUGCCGGAGUCAUCUGCUCAGAUUCGCUCCAGAAAACCAGCAUUUCUCUGAAGCCAGAUUCCCGGGCGUUUGUGAGAGGGGAAAGCGCUGAGAUCUCGUGUACUGGGAACUAACCUGGCAGCAAAUGCUCUUUUUUCAGAGACGGCGAUUUUAUCACAUCACAAACAGCUGCAAACAACAGCAACGCUGUAACUUUUAUUCCAUCGGAGAUCAGGGCAGGCAAUUACUGGUGUAAAUGUGCUAAAAAUAUGGACGGGCGAGAGCUCACAUUCCCAGAGAGCGAACGAAUGGGAAUCAAUGUGUGGGAUCCGCUUCAGAAACCCACAAUUUCACUUAAUCCAGAUUCCCGGGUAAUUGUGAGAGGGGACAGACCUGAGAUCUCGUGUUUUGGGAAUUAUCCUGGCGCUAACUUCUCUUUAUACAGAGACGGCGAGUUUAUCAUAUCACAGCCAGCUCCAAAGAAGAACAACAAGGCCACAUUCGCCCUUCCGGAGAUCCUUACAGGAAACUACAUUUGUAAAUAUAUUGCACGCAUAGACGGACGACAGUUUACAUCACCAGAGAGCGAGCGAAUGGGAAUCUCUGUGUGGGGAUACUGGACCUGGAUGCACACUGUAGGACUUGCUGUGGGGAUCGUCACUGCGAAAGUGAUCACUGUGUUUACAGUUGGUUUAUGUGUGUAUAAGAGAGAUAAACACAACAGUCCAAGAGGGAAAUGGAACGUACCAACGGGAGGCAGCCCGCAAACGAGCAGCAAUAUAUAUGUGACGUUGAGAAUGGUUGAAUGUUCUCUACUACCAGUGGACGUUGAUAUCACCGACGCCAAAGGGACUUUAGAUGCCGCAGCCGGUGCGGAUGAUGGACCAGUCAACUCCACGCUCAGAGCGUAG
Callorhinchus milii (elephant shark) is the source of this 1414-nucleotide messenger RNA. RefSeq lists its product as uncharacterized. Lineage: Eukaryota; Metazoa; Chordata; Chondrichthyes; Chimaeriformes; Callorhinchidae. The coding region runs from base 773 to 1414 and encodes 213 amino acids. The transcript is spliced from 10 exons. The record is from RefSeq and is a predicted model, not a curated record.